AUGCUCUCAAACGCUCUCGCUGAAACCUCUACAAUGGCUCCGGCGCUGACCCCUUCAGGGCGGCCGCCGAACACCGAAAGUACGAUCACAGCUCUGAUGGCGACGGAUGAGCCAACAACGACGUCUAUGACAUCAGAUUCGUCGCCAAUGGCGGUGGAAACCAAUCUCCCGAAAGCUGACUGCAUUGUCCCGAACGCUACCACACGGCCACCAACCUCAUACGCUCGGGCGCUGGCUGGAGUUGAGCCUCACGGGGCGCAGGCUGCUCAGAAAUGGACUCCGGUUGGGGAGAACGAUCUGGUUCCUGGACAGAUCAAUGGAGAACCGUCUUUGAGUAUAUUUGCUGGAUUCAAAGGUCGGUUAUGCGCUCCGUUGCAAAAAACAUUGGUCGAGCGCCUGCUGGGGCUCCGCAUUCUGCUCUCGACUUCGAGGACUAUGGAGACCCAUAGGGGCGCUGGAGAUCAUGGAUUUGGAUGA
This is a messenger RNA of Linum trigynum, 477 nucleotides long. The record is from the annotation of a GenBank genome assembly. NCBI's taxonomy places the organism in Eukaryota, Viridiplantae, Streptophyta, Magnoliopsida, Malpighiales, Linaceae.